AUGCUUCGCUACGUCCGGCGAUUACUGACGCUGAGGCUUGCCCAGCUCACGCCUGAAGAACUUAAGGCACUUCCCGUGGGUGAAAGGGUAUCAUUGAUUGACGAGCUUAACCAUGCUGAACACCCUGAGAAACAGAAGGCGCUCCAAGCCCUCAUUCCUGACUUUUCUGUGUUCUUCAAGCUCCCCAAAGAAUCAAUUAAGCUGCCUGAAGUGCUCCAGCGAUUGAUUGAAGUUAAUCCGGGCCGAGUUGUGACUCCCUGGGAGCUUUACCAAUCACACCAAGGCAAGUUCGAUGACACUCCCGACCUCAAAGCCGCACUUGUGGCAAAACUUGUGGGGAGCGAUGUCAUGGAGAACUUGGGGUAUUUGCUCCAAGUGAUCAAACUGGGUGGACUUAAUGCCAAUACCGAACAGUUGAUCGUGUCUCUGCUUGAACAGCAUCAGUUGGUUUCGGUUAUCGCUCAACUCAUCGCUGAUGGCCACCUUUCACCUCAAUUCGGCCACGAGUUAUUGGAACGGACCAAAGAUGAAGAGUUUCUUGCUGUAUUUGAUGCUGUCUUCACCAAGAACCCCGAAAUUUUCAAGGAAAGACAAUUAUCCGAUGCCUUGGACGCGAUUGAAAGGGUGGCGUGUGGUGGAGUCUCCGAAGAAUACUUGAAGGUGGCUCAGGAGGUGGACUUACAAAUUCCCAUCGAGUUUAUUGGCUUGGGUCAACGCAUUGUGGACUACAUCGUUGAGAAGGGAUUGGAUGUGAGCGAGAACCCGGAAUCGCUUCUCCUUCGGAUGCGUAUUAUCACCUUCUUUGGGAUAACGGUCGACGACAUGUCGAAAGCUAAUGAACGUUGGCAUCGGUACCAGCGGGAAAGCUACGGCCGCGAAAUCGUGCAAACGGAGCUCGUCAAGGCUUUCUGCUUCCAAGCGUUCACUAAACAAUCUCAACUUGACCUCCAAAUUGCUGAGACUUUGGUACCCGCCGACGACCUUUCGGUGCGGAUUCUUCAAUUUUUGAUUGUGGCUAAGCUGGCGUUCAACGCUGAGGACCUGUUGGCGGUGUAUAAUGACUAUAUUGGCCAAGUCCUGCGAGAAGCUAACCCAGAAACGCACCGGCUGGCGCUGGGGAAGCUUACUGAACUGUUAGUGUUGGCUCAGCUCUACGACCACGACCGCGAGUUUGCUCACCUUGUCUACGACAAAGCCAUUGAGGCGGGCGUGAUUUCAGACGAGUACGAAGUGGCUCACAUCAAGAAGUUAUUCAGAGUUUACGGCGACGCUUUUGACGGAAAUGAAAACUGGGCCGAAGCCAAGCCUAAGCUCGCCGAAUACGUCAAGAAAUAUCUCCGUCAAUUAUAG
Diutina rugosa is the source of this 1350-nucleotide messenger RNA. RefSeq lists its product as uncharacterized. NCBI's taxonomy places the organism in Eukaryota, Fungi, Ascomycota, Pichiomycetes, Serinales, Debaryomycetaceae. The transcript has a single exon. Bases 1 to 1350 code for a protein of 449 amino acids. The record is from RefSeq and is a predicted model, not a curated record.